Molecule: messenger RNA, 849 nt
Organism: Chiroxiphia lanceolata (lance-tailed manakin)
Lineage: Eukaryota; Metazoa; Chordata; Aves; Passeriformes; Pipridae
Exons: 4
Coding region: 30-845 (271 amino acids)
Source: RefSeq, a predicted model, not a curated record
CCAGGUUCUAUUCCCUGGCAGCUGGGAGGAUGCUCUCACUCCCAGUUCGGGAGGAGCAAGACAGGAGUUGUUCCAUCAUGCCAAGAACUGGGAGCAGGCCCAGGGAAGAAGGGGCCGUGGAGGGGGAUCGGCCCUGCCGAGCUCCGGCAUCGCCGCAUCCCCUCCAGGUCCGGGCGAGCUCCUCCCGGCUCCGGGCCAAGGACAACAGCGGCAACCCGAGCCCUUCCCGCGGAACGGGGGGCCCGUGUUUACCCUGGAGCCGGAGCCGGGGGGCCCCGAGCCGAGGGCCGAUCCCGGGCCGGCAGAGAAUUCCCUGCUGUCCCGCUCUCAUGGCGCUGCUGUUGGGAGCGGUGCUGCUGGCGGCGGGCGCCGCGAUCCCGCCGGGAAUGCCGGCCCCCCGCGACCUGGCCCGCUCCGUGCUGGAGACCCACGGGCAGGACCUGCGGCUGCUCAAGCUGCUGGGAGUCACCAGGACGAGCUUCGACUGGGGAACCCACUUCAGCAUCAACUUCACGGCCCGGCAGCCGCCCUGCCCCAAACCCGCCCCGGACCCCCGCGGCUGCCGGGGCCGCCCGGGCAGGGUGCAGCGGUGCUCGGCCCAGGUGUCCGUGUUCACCUUCCUGCCCGACGUGCCGCUGUCGAUGGUGGAAUGUGGCGAGGAGCCGCAGCCCGGUGGCAGCGCCCAACCCCGCUCCCCUGGCACCCCAAAAACCUUCGGCGCCAACCCAGGUCACUCCUCCUCAUCAUCCUCCUCCUCCUCGCGGCCCCCCCGGCGGCCUCGCCCCCCCAGCGCGUCCCCCCGGGGGUCAUCCCGCCGCCCCCCGGCCCCAACGGAGCUGGAAUAAAGAG